AAAUCUUAUAAUUGGAUUGUUGAAAAACAACGGAAAUUCCAAUUUUCUGUCACUUUAUUUCUGAUCUUUGAUAGCUGAACAAGAGAAAAGAAAAGUUUAUCCGUUAUAUUCAACAUUACAUUUCCUUCAAAUGAAUGCCUGCAAAUUAGCUCCCAUUUAGUGUUUUUCUCCAAGCUCUUCUCUUUGUCUUUCCUUGUUUGAAGCACCAGGUUUCUUCACAUUAACAUGUCUGCUAAAUCCAAGUCUGGUUUAUCUGAAACUCCUAGCAAGGUUUCACCAGCAACACCUAAAGUGGCGAGUAAAGUAAGCAGGGGACUGACGAAAUCAGAACCUGAUUCACCCUCUCCCUUGCAGAGUACUCGCCAUUCGAUUGAGCGUUCGCCACGGUCAUCCCUCAACUCGAAGCCUACGGUUGAUAGGAGAUCACCCAAGGUUGCCACCGCGCCUGAAAAGCCACAAACAGGGGUUGGUAAGGGAUCGGAAUUGCAGGCUCAAUUGAACUCGGUCCAGGAAGAUUUAAAGAAAGCAAAGGAGCAGAUAGCAUUGAUUGAGAAAGAGAAGGCACAAGUAAUCGAUGAGCUGAAAGAAGCGCACAAAGCAGUAGAAGAAGCAAAUGAAAAGCUUAGAGAGGCUUUGGUUUCACAAAAGCGAGCUGAAGAGAGCUCUGAGAUUGAGAAAUUACGGGCUGUUAAGCUGGAACAGGCAGGAAUUGAGGCUGCUCUGAAGAAAGACGAAGAAUGGCAGAAAGAAAUUGAAUCCGUGAGGAACCAGCAUGCUUUAGAUGUGGCUGCUCUUCUGUCUACCACUCAGGAGCUUCAAAGGGUGAAGCAAGAACUAGCCAUGACAUGUGAUGCUAAGAAUCAAGCACUGAACCAUGCUGAUGAUGCAGCCAAGAUUACUGAAAUCCAUGCCGAGAAGGUGGAGAUUCUUUUGGCUGAAUUGGUUCGGUUGAAGUCUUUGAUUGAUUCAAAACUUGAAAUAGAGGCCAAUGAAAAUAUGGAAAUGGUGUUCAAGCUUAAGGCUGAGAUAGAGUCAUUGAAACAAGAACUUGAGAAAGCAAAGGCCUAUGAGGAGAAAUUGAUGGAAAAGGAGGCUUUGGUUGAAGAACUUAACGUUGAAUUAGAAGCAGCGAGGAUGGCCGAAUCUUAUGCACGGAAUGUCAUGGAGGAAUGGAAAAAUAGGGUUCACGAGUUAGAAAUGCAUAUUGAAGAAGCAAAGAAGCUGGAAAGAUCCGCAUCAGAAUCUCUGGAUUCAGUCAUGAAGCAAUUAGAAAGCAACAACGAUUCAUUGCAUGAUGCAGAAUCUGAAAUUGCCGCUCUUAAAGAGAAGGUGGGAUUAUUGGAAAUGACAAUUGGUAGACAAAGAGGGGAUCUUGAGGAAUCAGAACAUUGUAUCAAUAUGGCUAAAGAAGAAACCGCAGAAGUGGCAAAACUGGUCGAGUCUCUGAAGUCUGAAUUAGAAAUAGCGAAGGAAGAAAAGACCCAAGCUUUGAAUAAUGAGAAGCUUGCAGCUUCCAGUGUUCAAACUCUUUUAGAAGAGAAAAACGAACUCAUUAACGAGUUGGAAAAUUCUAGGAACGAGGAAGAGAAGAGCAAGAAAGCAAUGGAAAGCUUAGCUUCCGCCUUACAUGAAGUUUCUGCAGAAGCUAGGGACACUAAGGAGAAGAUGCUAUCCAGUGAAAAAGAGCAUGAAAAUUACGAGACACAGUUGAAAGAUAUAAGGUUGGUCCAUAAGGAAACGAAUGAGAAGUAUGAAACCAUGCUUGAUGAUGCACAAAAUGAGAUUGAUCUUCUUAAAAAUAGCAUUCAACAGUCCAAGAACAGACUCGAUAAUGCCAAAGCUAUGUGGGAACAACAAGAAAUGUAUUUAGUAGAUCGUGUAAAAAAAUCAGAAGAAGAAAAUUCUUCUCUGGAAAAGGAAAUUAAUAGGCUGGUAAAUUUGCUGAGACAAUCCGAGGAAGAGGCUUCUGCAUCUAAGGAGGAAGAAGCUCAGUUGAAGGAGAGCCUAAAAGAAGUUGAAUCUGAGGUGAUUUAUCUGCAAGAAACCCUGAAGGAGGUCAAGACCGAGAGCAUGAAAUUGAAGGAGGGUUUGUUGGACAAAGAAAAUGAAUUGCGGAGUGCCAUUCAAGAAAACGAGGAACUCCGAGCUAGGGAAGCUGCUUCACUUAAGAAGGUCGAGGAGUUGUCUAAGUUGUUGGAAGAAGCUACUAUCAAAAAGCAAAGCGAGGAAAAUGGUGAGCCAACUGACCGUGAGAAGGACUAUGAUUUGCUUCCUAAGGUGGUUGAAUUCUCGGAGGAAAAUGGACAUGGAAGUGAAGAGAAACUCAAGUUAGAGCUCCCAUCAGAACAGCCCAAGGAGCCCAAAGAGGAGAAUUUUCUUGAGGUCAAUGAUGGCUCAAAGGAUGAAGCCCUUCAAGCUGAUGGUGCCAAAGUGGAGAAUGUGAACGGAAAAGUGAGGGAAGACGAGACAAAAGUAAAAGACGACAAAUCAGUCGAAGUUGAAUUCAAAAUGUGGGAGAGCUGCAAAAUCGAAAAGAAAGAGUUUUCACCAGAAAGAGAACCUGAGCAAGAAUACCUUGAGGACGAAGUGGAGUCAAAGGUGGAGGGUAGUGAGAAUUUUGAUAUAAACGGUUCAACAGAAAACGUUGAUGAUGGUGGAAACUCACCAACAAAGCAACAGCAACAGAAAAAGAAGAAACCGUUACUCAUUAAAUUUGGAAGUCUACUGAAGAAGAAGGGAAGCUGCAACCAUAAGUAGAUGAACCAAAUCUGCCCCGGCGUGAUUUAGACCUUCCAGCAGACAGGUAUAUUGAUACUAUCUUGCAGCUUAAUGUAUUUGCUUGAUUUGUUUUGCUUCUAAUGCUCUCAAUAGGUUUAAAUUUAAAAAGGCUUGUAUAAUGUUUAG
Hibiscus syriacus is the source of this 2904-nucleotide messenger RNA. Its product is annotated as WEB family protein At3g02930, chloroplastic-like. The transcript is spliced from 3 exons. Bases 226 to 2757 code for a protein of 843 amino acids. Gene Ontology annotation, biological process: reciprocal meiotic recombination. The record is from RefSeq and is a predicted model, not a curated record. Lineage: Eukaryota; Viridiplantae; Streptophyta; Magnoliopsida; Malvales; Malvaceae.